Molecule: messenger RNA, 823 nt
Organism: Drosophila sechellia
Lineage: Eukaryota; Metazoa; Arthropoda; Insecta; Diptera; Drosophilidae
Exons: 3
Coding region: 54-722 (222 amino acids)
Source: RefSeq, a predicted model, not a curated record
CGUUUAUUGUACUUUUAGGAACCGCUUAACUCAUAUCUCAACGCGAUCGCAAAAUGCGUACCGAAUACCUGGUCGUUCUGAUUAUAUGCACUUCCUGUAUCUGCGCUUGUGCUGGAGAUAGCUAUUCCGGGGAUAUACAAAGCUCGAACUCAUUGGAUUUCGGCAAUGAUAGUGGGGGCUACAGCUAUAGCUCCCCGCCGAGCAACAGCUACUUGCCUCCAGCCACUCCUGCUCCGGAGUACCUGCCUCCGCCGAACAAUGGAUACCAGUACAAUCCGCCACCGAACAACAACUACCUGCCACCGCCUAACAACAACUAUCUGCCUCCUCCUCCUGAAUAUGGACCGCCAGCUGGCUAUCCUUCCUAUGGGCCACCGCCUCCUCCGUUUUACAAGCCAGCUCCGUUCAUUCCCUAUCACUCGCACGACUCCAUUCUGGAAAAGCUUAAGUCCAAGAUCAAUCUGUACACGCUCGGAAAGAUAUUGCUCAAGCUGUUGAUAUUCAAGAAAAUCGUCAAGUUCAUCGGCCUGAUUUUCUUGCUCUUGGUUCUCCCGAAGCUGAAAAACAUUUUCAAGGAUGAUAUGAUGUCUGGAUCUGGUGAGAGCGAUGGAAUGGAGAGCAAACUUGUAGAGACAGAUAAGGAUAAACUAGCCCAACAAAUUGAAAACCUCUACGAUUUUGUAAUAAACUCUAUAGAAAAUUUUGAAGGAAGAAGUUCGUAGAUCAAUACCAAAAUUAGUUAUAAAUGCAUUGUUACAAAUUGUAUUACACUUGAUUAUUUAUUUGUUAAAAUCUUAUGAAUAAAAGUAUUUCGUAUUUUACU